AUGCUGGCGGCGCGGCACGUCGUGUGCGCCCUGUCCGGCGGCGUGGACAGCGCCGUGGCUGCGCUGCUGCUGCGGCGCCGAGGCUACCAGGUGACGGGGGUGUUCAUGAAGAACUGGGACUCCCUGGACGAGCAUGGCGUCUGCACGGCUGACAAGGACUGCGAGGACGCGUACCGCGUGUGCCAGGUCCUGGACAUCCCCUUCCACCAGGUGUCCUACGUGAAGGAGUACUGGAACGACGUGUUCAGUGACUUUCUGAAUGAAUACGAGAAAGGAAGGACGCCCAACCCUGACGUCGUCUGCAACAGGCACAUCAAGUUCAAGUGCUUUUUCCGCUAUGCCCUGGACAACCUUGGAGCGGACGCGGUGGCCACGGGCCACUACGCCAGGACGUCCUUGGAGGACGAGGAGGUGUUCCAGCAGAAGCAUGUGAAGAGGCCUGAAGGGCUUUUCAGGAACCGGUUCGAAGUCAGAAAUGCGGUAAAGCUUCUGCAGGCAGCUGACAGCUUUAAAGACCAGACCUUCUUUCUCAGCCAGGUUCCCCAGGAGGCCCUGCGGAGAACCCUCUUCCCCCUGGGGGGGCUCACCAAGGAUUUUGUAAAGAAAAUAGCAGCUGAGAACGGACUGCACCACGUGCUGCAGAAGAAGGAGAGCAUGGGCAUCUGCUUCGUGGGCAAAAGGAACUUCGAGAAGUUCAUUCUCCAGUACUUACAGCCGCGGCCGGGGCGGUUCGUGUCCAUCGAGGAUGACGCCGUGCUGGGGACACACAGAGGCUGGUUCCUGUACACGCUGGGCCAGAGGGCCAAGAUUGGCGGCCUGCGCGAGCCCUGGUACGUGGUUGAGAAGGACGGCGCCAAGGGCGACGUGUUUGUGGCCCCCCGGGGGGACCACCCGGCCCUGUACCGGGACCUGCUGCGGACCAAUCGUGUGCACUGGAUCGCCGAGGAGCCGCCCGCAGCCCUGGUCCGCGACAAGAUGAUGGAGUGCCACUUCCGCUUCUACCACCAGAUGGCGCUAGUGCCCUGCGUGCUGACCCUCAACCAAGACGGCACCGUGUGGGUGACGGCGGUGAAGGCCGUGCGGGCCCUGGCCCCCGGACAGUUCGCCGUGUUCUACAAGGGGGAGGAGUGCCUGGGCAGCGGCAAGAUCCUGCGCCUGGGGCCGUCGGCCUACACACUGCAGAAGGGCAGGAGCAGGUCCAGCGCGGCCACGGAGCGCCCCGGCCACAGCCCCAGCGACAGCCCCAGCGACAGCCCCGGCCACAGCCCCAGCGACAGCCCCGGCCACAGCCCCAGCGACAGCCCCGGCCACAGCCCCGGCCACAGCCCCGGCUCGGGGCCCGCGGGACCCGCGCCCUGA
Pipistrellus nathusii (Nathusius's pipistrelle) is the source of this 1359-nucleotide messenger RNA. The record is from the annotation of a GenBank genome assembly. NCBI's taxonomy places the organism in Eukaryota, Metazoa, Chordata, Mammalia, Chiroptera, Vespertilionidae.